AUGGCUGUCUCUUUGCCACCCACCCUGGGACUCACUUCUGCCCCAGAUGAGAUCCAGCACCCACAUAUUAAAUUUUCAGAAUGGAAAUUUAAACUGUUCAGGGUGCGGUCUCUUGAAAAGGCACCUGAAGAAGCUCAAAUAGAAAAGAAAGUUUCCUCUGAGGGGAAACCCUCUCUGGAGCAAUCUCCAGCAGUCCCGGACAAGGCUGAUGGUCAGGAGGCAGCCCUGAGUCCACCAGCAUUGAAAGCUCACCCCAAGUUUCUGAAGGAACCCCACGAUGAUGGGAAAUCAAGAGACAAAGCGAUCCACCAAGCCAACCUUCGACAUCUCUGCCGAAUCUGUGGGAAUUCUUUGAAAACCGACGGGCGUAAUAGGAGGUAUCCGGUCCACGGGCCCGUGGAUGGCAAAACCCAAGUCCUUCUACGGAAGAAGGAAAGGAGGGCCACAUCCUGGCCAGACCUCAUUGCCAAGGUUUUCCAGAUCGAUGUGAAAGCAGACGUUGACUCCGUCCACCCCACCGACUUCUGCCACAAGUGCUGGAAGGUCAUGUACAGAAGGUUUAGCAGCGCCCCACGCGGGGUUUGCUUCCCGAGGAAGGCGGCCCCGGAGUGGCUCCCCCACGCGCCCUCUUGCGACCUCUGCCGCGCUGCCCGCCAGGGACUCAAGAGGAAGAGUCCUCAGCCAAAUGCACAGCUCAGCAAAAGGCUCAGAACCGUGCUUGAGCGGCCGGGCAGGGCCCGUGGGCACCGGAGAAGAGCCCGGGCCGGGCUCCGCGACAGCGGGGCAACCAGGAAGGCCUCCGACUGCGGGAACGUGCACCUUGGUACCGAGCUCCUGGCAGUGGACUUCCCGGCCCACUUCGUGAAGUCCAUCUCCUGCCGGAUCUGUGAGCACAUCCUGGCGGACCCCGUGGAGACCACUUGCAAGCACGUGUUUUGCAGGGUCUGCAUUCUCCGCCGCCUCAAAGCCACGGGCAGCCACUGUCCCUGCUGCCGGUAUCCCUGCUUCCCUACCGACCUGGAGAGCCCGGGGAGGUCCUUUCUGAGCAUCCUGAACUCCCUGAUGGUGAGAUGUCCGGCCAAAGGGUGCGACGAGGAGGUCAGCUUGGAGAGGUACAACCAGCACGUGGCAGGCCACAAGGACUCUGACCAGACUUUUGUGCACAUCAACAAGGGGGGGCGGCCGCGCCAGCCCCUGCUGUCGCUGACCCGGAGGGCUCAGAAGCACCGCCUGCGGGAGCUCAAGCUGCAGGUCAAGGCCUUCGCCGACCGGGAGGAGGGGGGCGACGUGAAGUCCGUGUGCCUGGCGCUGUUCCUGCUGGCGCUGCGGGCCAGGAACGAGCACCGGCAGGCCGACGAGCUGGAGGCCGUCCUGCAGGGCCGCGGCCCCGGCCUGCAGCCGGCCGUCUGCCUGGCCAUCCGCGUCAACACCUUCCUCAGCUGCAGCCAGUACCACAAGAUGUACCGGACCGUGAAGGCCAUCACCGGGAGGCAGAUCUUUCAGCCGCUGCACGCCCUGCGGGCCGCCGAGAAGGCCCUCCUGCCCGGCCACCACGCCUUCGAGUGGCAGCCGCCUCUGCAGAACGUGUCCUCCAGCGCCCACGUUGGCAUCAUCGACGGCCUGUCGGGCCUGUCCCCCUGCGUGGACGACUACCCCGUGGGCACCAUCGCCAAGCGGUUCCGCUACGAUGCGGCCCUGGUGUCCGCUCUGAUGGACAUGCAGGAGGACCUCCUGGAAGGCAUGAGGGCCCGGGGCCUGGACGACCACCUCGGGGGCCCGUUCACCGUGGUGGUCAAGGAGUCCUGCGACGGCAUGGGGGACGUGAGCGAGAAGCACGGCGGCGGCCCGGCCGUCCCCGAGAAGGCCGUGCGGUUCUCGUUCACGGUCAUGAGGAUCACCGUGGCCCAGGGCUCGGAAAGCGUGCAGGUGUUCGAGGAGGGCAAACCGAACUCGGAGCUGUGCUGCAAGCCGCUGUGUCUCAUGCUGGCGGACGAGGCCGACCACGAGACCCUGACGGCCAUCCUGAGCCCGCUGGUCGCCGAGAGGGAGGCCAUGAAGAGCAGCCACCUCCUGCUGGAGAUGGGGGGCGCGCUGCGGACCUUCAGGUUCAUCUUCAGGGGCACCGGAUACGACGAGAAGCUUGUCCGGGAGGUCGAAGGCCUCGAGGCCUCGGGCUCGGUCUACAUCUGCACCCUCUGCGACGCCACCCGCCUGGAAGCCUCUCAGAACCUCGUCCUGCACUCCAUCACCAGGAGCCACUCGGAGAACCUGGAGCGCUAUGAGGUCUGGCGCUCCAACCCCUACCACGAGUCCGUGGACGAGCUGAGGGACCGGGUCAAGGGCGUCUCCUCGAAGCCCUUCAUUGAGACGGUGCCUUCCAUCGAUGCGCUCCACUGCGACAUCGGCAACGCGGCCGAGUUCUACAAGAUCUUCCAGCUCGAGAUAGGCCAGGCCUACAGCAAGGCCGGCGCGUCCAAGGAGGAGCGGAGAAGGUGGCAGGCCACGCUGGACAAGCAUCUCCGCAAGAAGAUGAACCUGAAGCCCAUCAUGAGGAUGAACGGCAACUUCGCCAGGAAGCUCAUGACCAAAGAGACGGUUGAAGCAGUCUGUGAACUAAUCCCCUCUGAGGAGAGGCACGAAGCCCUGAGGGAGCUCAUGGACCUUUACCUGAAGAUGAAGCCUGUAUGGCGAUCUUCGUGUCCCGCGAAAGAGUGCCCAGAAUCCCUGUGCCAGUACAGCUUCAACUCCCAGCGUUUCGCCGAGCUCCUGUCUACCAAGUUCAAGUAUAGAUACGAGGGCAAAAUCACCAAUUACUUCCACAAAACCCUGGCCCACGUCCCCGAAAUUAUCGAGAGAGAUGGUUCCAUCGGGGCCUGGGCGAGCGAGGGCAAUGAGUCUGGCAACAAACUGUUUAGGCGCUUCCGGAAAAUGAACGCCAGGCAGUCCAAGUGCUACGAGAUGGAAGACGUCCUGAAACACCACUGGCUGUACACCUCCAAAUACCUGCAGAGGUUUAUGAAUGCUCACAAUGCGUAUAAAAAGUCCGGCCCUCCCUUCGACUCACAGGCAGGCUUAGGCGAUCCAUUAGGCCUAGAGGACUCUCUGGAAACUCAAGAUUCGAUGGAAUUUUAA
This is a messenger RNA of Nyctereutes procyonoides (raccoon dog), 3132 nucleotides long. It is a transcript of the gene RAG1, whose product is annotated as recombination activating 1. The transcript has a single exon. The record is from RefSeq and is a predicted model, not a curated record. Gene Ontology annotation, molecular function: ubiquitin protein ligase activity; double-stranded DNA endonuclease activity; sequence-specific DNA binding. Lineage: Eukaryota; Metazoa; Chordata; Mammalia; Carnivora; Canidae. Gene Ontology annotation, cellular component: DNA recombinase complex; nucleus; endodeoxyribonuclease complex. Gene Ontology annotation, biological process: adaptive immune response; V(D)J recombination; pre-B cell allelic exclusion. Bases 1 to 3132 code for a protein of 1043 amino acids.